GUGCCAGCAGCCUCCAGUGCUCCAUGCACUCCGCUACCAGACGGUGGCAGAAAUUCGCAAAAACGUUGCUUCCCAAACAAACGUUUGAAGAAGAAGAAAGUUGCAUUGGCUAUAAGGAAGUCGUGUCACAAAGCAACAUGUCGGGCUAGUUUUACUACUGAAAAGCAAGUAUUAAGUCUUUAUUUAAAACCUUUACGCGUAGUAAGCAAAAAUCAAGCUGUCUUCUGAUACUCUUGCAUGAAAAAAAAUGUUCAUAUUUAAACGUGCGCCAUUCGCCGGAGGUUUUCGGAUGCUUCAGUACACCUCCCUCACUUUCGGCUUUUGCAUAGCCUGUCAUCGCUCCAGCUCCCGCAGGGGGGCGAGUCCGUACAACUCAGUGGACAGUGAGCGCUACUCGUCUCUUGUAAAGUCUGUCAUGUCUUCUCGGGUCAGUUCUCAAACGCCCGAGACCAUUCAAGCUGAGGAUGAGCACAUGUUUGGACCAGUUGUCAAAGUUCAGACUACGUCGAGACAAGCGACGAGGCUCCCUAAAGUCAUGUAUCCCUUCUCACAUUGCGAGGACACUCCAGAAACAGAGGAUCUUGAGUCAGUACCUCCAGUCCGGAUUGUAUUAAACCGGGACCGAGAUCGGUCCUCCAUACCGAGUGUGACCAGGAUUCUUCAGGCGACACUUUCACCAGAGCAGCUCUUCUUUCUGGAGAGAUGGAAGAGGAAGAUGGUUGCAGAACUGGGGGAGGAAGGUUUCAAAGACUACACCAAAAAUUUGUUUAGGCAAGGGAAACUUUUCCAUUCAGCCCUGGAGGAAGUUCUGAUGUCAUUUGCAACAAGGGAAGACGAUCAGCAUGCACCCGAUGUGCUGGGAUACAUGAAGAGCAUCGCUUACAUUCUGGAAGAUGUAAGCGCUGCAAGAGCUAUCGAGAGCAGUGUGCGGCAUGACACUCUCAAUUAUUUGGGCAUCGUGGACUGUGUGGCCCGCUACAGAGGUGUUCUGUGUAUUAUUGACUGGAAGACUUCAGAAAAACGUAAACCGUUCCUGAGCAACACGUACGACAACCCAAUUCAGGUGGCGGCCUACGCUGGAGCUUUGAACGGUGAUGACAGAUACAAAUACCAGGUGGAGAACGGCCUCAUUGUUGUUGCUUACAAAGAUGGCUCACCUGCUCACGCACACCAACUGAAUCAUGAGCUGAUGUUGGAGUAUUGGGAAAAGUGGCUGAUUCGCUUGGAAGAGUUCCAAGAACAGAGGCGAUAGCAAGUUGUCAUUUAAACUCAUGUCUAAUUUGAUUCACUGUGCACAGAUAAAUUCAGUGUAGGAUAACAAUUCAGUGUAUGUGGGAAAAAUCGUUUAAUUAUACAUUUUUUUUCUCAUUUUCCGACAGAUUUGUCUUCUUUAAACGAAAUACAGCAUUACUACUUUAAGGGGUGCAAAAAACAAAAGUUUUCAAGGGGUGUGAAAAGGCACAGAAAUGGUUGCGAACUGAUGAUUGUAAUGGGCUUCAGAAACAGUUCAAUUAGGCAGAAGAAAUGGCAAUAUUACUAAACAUUAUACCUAGAUUUUUCCUUUUCAUUUCAGAUCCAGUGAAAGGUGAACAGCACAAGUACAAAUUUCCUUGAUCCUUCCAAGAUGUGACAAAGUUGGGGAAAAUCAUCACCAGCAAUCAUGAUGACCAUUUUAGUUAAUACAACCUAUAUUUUCUACACUAAAAAUCAAUCUAUAGUGGAACCUCAAUUUACGAACGACCCAGUUUUCCCAACCAAUUCGGUUGAUGAACAAUUUUUUACAAGAAAAUUACCUCAGGUUUUAUACUAUUUUUGGUGUACCAACAUCAGUCUUGGCAUGGCCACAGAAGGCUCAGAAAAUGUGUGCUUUUUCUCGGGCCGCAUAAACAUCACUGGCUCUGUGCUUCAGGUAUCUUUGUUUUCUGCCUAAAUGGCAGCCACAUCCCACAAUGCAAUUCACACAUAAGGGCAGUCUUCAGCCCACCUACACUAUAUUGCCAAAAGUAUUUGCUCACCUGCCUUGACUCAAAUAUGAAUUUAAGUGAUAUCCCAUUCUUAAUCCAUAGGGUUUAAUAUGACAUCAGUCCACCCUUUGCAGUUAUAACUGAACUCUUGUGGGAAGGCUUUCUUUGUCUCAUCAGACCAGAAACCCUUCUUUUUCAUGGUCUGAGAGUCCUUCAGGUGCCUUUUGGCGGGCUUCUAUGUGCCUUUUACUAAGGCGUGGCUUUCGUCUGGCCACUCUAUGGUCGUCCUUCUGGAAGCUUCUCCUCUCUCCACAGAGGACCGCUGGAGCUCUGACAGAGUGAACAUCGGGUUCUUGGUCACCUCCCUGACUAAGGUGCUUCUCCCAAUUGCUCAGUUUAGAGGGGCGGCCAGCUCUAGGAAGAGUCCUGGUGGUUCGGAACUUCUUCCAUUUACGGAUGAUGGAGGCCACUGUGCUCAUUGGAACUUUCAAAGCGGCAGAAAUUUUUCUGUACCCUUUCCCAGAUUUGUGCCUCGAGACAAUCCUGUCUCAGAGGUCUACAGACAAUUCCUUUGACUUCAUGCUUGGUUUGUGCUCUGACAUGCACUGUCACCUGUGGGACCUUAUAUAGACAGGUGUGUGCCUUUCCAAGUCAUGUCCAGUCCACUGAAUUUACCACAGGUGGACUCCAAUUAAGCUUUAGGAACCUCUCAGUGAUGAUCAGUGGAAACAUGAUGCACUUGAGCUCAAUUUUGAGCUCUGUGGCAGAGUCUGUGAAUACUUGUGAUUUCUUAGUUUGUUUUAUUUUUAAUAAAUUUACAAACAUUAAAAAAAAAAAAAAAAAAAACUUUUUUAACGUCAUUAUGGGGUGAUGUGUGUAGAGUUGACAAAUGAAUUAAUUCCAAUUUGGAAUGGGGCUGUAACAUAAGAAAAUGUGAAAAAAGUGAAGCACUGUGAAUACUUUCCGGAUGCACUGUAUGUUGAAGCAAUCAGAGGUCCUUUCACUGGAGCUCAGGAGCUAACAUUUUGGACAUUUCCAACUUUGUAGUUAGGGAUGGCCCUUUCCUGUUCCAACAUGACUAUGCAUCAGUGCACAAAUCAAGGUUGAUAAAGACACAUAUGAGAGAAUUUGAUGUGGAUCAACUUGACUGGCCUGCACAAUCCUGACCUCAACACUAUAGAACACUUUUGGAUGAAUUAGAGCGUAAACCAAGAGCCAAGCCUUCUUGGCCAACAUCAGUGUGUAACCUCACAAAUAUGCUCCUGGUAAAAAUGGUCAUAAAUUCUCAUAAACUCACUCCUAACCCUUGAUGAAAGCCUUCCCACAAGAGUUUUAAGAUGUUACAGUCAUAUUAAAUAUGUCAUAUUAAAACCUAUGGAUUAAGAAUGGGAUGUCGCUUCAAUUCAUAUGUGAGUCAAGGCAGGUGAGAAAAUACUUUUGGCGAUACAGUGAACCAUACAUGUUUUUGGAAUGUGGGAGGAUGCCAGAGUAUCUGGAGAAAACCCACACAAGCACGGGGAGAAUGCCACACAGACCGGAGCCUAAAUUCGAACCCAGAUCAUUUAAAACUGUGAGACAGAUGUGCUAACCACUUCUCACUGUGUGGUAACAAUUAUGUUGUUAAUAAAUAGAUAUUUAUUGUUGCUAUAUUUUUUUUAAAAUAAAAAAAGGCUUGAGGUUUAACUAUGCUGAAUAAUUGCCCAGCCGAGACCAACAACAGACUAAAAAAAAAACUGUAAUUAGAUUCCGUUGCACAUUUCCAAAUAAAGAAAUGUUAACAGUUC
Messenger RNA from Phyllopteryx taeniolatus (common seadragon), 3748 nucleotides. RefSeq names its product mitochondrial genome maintenance exonuclease 1 (gene mgme1). Gene Ontology annotation, cellular component: mitochondrion. Gene Ontology annotation, molecular function: single-stranded DNA exodeoxyribonuclease activity; heme binding; electron transfer activity. The record is from RefSeq and is a predicted model, not a curated record. The coding region runs from base 248 to 1252 and encodes 334 amino acids. Gene Ontology annotation, biological process: mitochondrial DNA replication. NCBI's taxonomy places the organism in Eukaryota, Metazoa, Chordata, Actinopteri, Syngnathiformes, Syngnathidae. The transcript is spliced from 4 exons.